GGGAAGGUCAACAGUGCUUGUUCAACAAACAGAUAGAAGAGGAUAAAACUCCCUUGGUCCCGGGAACGGGGCAUUUUGCAGGCUGCCCUGGGGUGCGGUGGAACCGGCAUGGGACCUCGAGGUGCCCAACUACUGGCAGUGCUCCUGGUCCUGGGGCUCUGCGUCCUGGUGGCGGGCCAGAAUCCUUCCCGCUGCCGGUGCUCCAGGAUAAACCCCUACAACAGGAAGGACUGUGGCUUCCCCUCCAUCUCCAAGGACCAGUGCUUCGUCAAGGGGUGUUGCUAUGACCACAAAGUUGGUGGGGUUCCCUGGUGUUUCCACCCUCUCCCUGACCAAGUGCUAGAGCAGUGUGUCAUGGAGGUCUCCGCCCGCAGCGACUGUGGCUACCCGGGCAUCACCACCGAGAAAUGCGCCUCCCGACACUGCUGCUUUUCCAACAAGUCCUCUGAGGGGCCCUGGUGCUACUUCCCGGAGCCUGUGGAUGACUGUCAUAACUAAGAGGUGCUGGCUGCAGAGAGAACACCCCUGGCUCACAGAUCUGCUGAGACGAAAGAAGGAAGUUCACAGUCUUACCAGCUUCUUAUUUCCUGAAUUCCUGGGUUUUCUGUCUUCUUUUGACCCUUUUCAGGGAUCCAACGU
Messenger RNA from Sciurus carolinensis (gray squirrel), 639 nucleotides. RefSeq names its product trefoil factor 2 (gene Tff2). The record is from RefSeq and is a predicted model, not a curated record. Gene Ontology annotation, molecular function: CXCR4 chemokine receptor binding. The transcript has 4 exons. Lineage: Eukaryota; Metazoa; Chordata; Mammalia; Rodentia; Sciuridae. Gene Ontology annotation, biological process: negative regulation of gastric acid secretion; chemokine-mediated signaling pathway; maintenance of gastrointestinal epithelium. Bases 109 to 498 code for a protein of 129 amino acids.